Molecule: messenger RNA, 2007 nt
Organism: Galleria mellonella (greater wax moth)
Lineage: Eukaryota; Metazoa; Arthropoda; Insecta; Lepidoptera; Pyralidae
Exons: 1
Coding region: 1-2007 (668 amino acids)
Source: RefSeq, a predicted model, not a curated record
AUGGUUUCAUAUAUAAAAGUACAGCUUGACUUAAACGAAAGAAUUAGUAGAGCAAAAUCCAAUUUCAAAAAGGCACCCAAGGAACGACUUCGUUCCAUAGAUUAUAUUGGUACUAGAUUAGAAGCUUUAGAAGAAUUAUGGCGUCAGUUUAGUUCGACACAUACACAACUCAUUCAAAAUACAGAUUACAAAGAUUUGAAUACUAGUUCCUACGUAUGUAAUAAUGUCUAUGAUUCUACUGAAGAGUUAUAUAUAGAAUACAAAUUUCAACUGAAGGAAACAUUGACUAGUUUAAGGCAGUCCAGUACUGAAAGUGCGACUUGUUCUGAACAAAACAAUAGUAAUAAAGAUCCUAAUUGCAAUUUAAAGCUGCCCAAGAUAUCUAUAUCACCGUUCUCAGGCAAAUAUUCAGAAUGGAUUAGUUUUAGAGAUCUGUUCGUAUCAUUGGUACACAAUAAUAAACAUUUAGAUGACGUACAAAAACUACAUUACUUGAAAGGAUUAUUAGUUGGGGAAGCGGAGCAAUUACUACGUCAUGUACCGAUUACUCACAAUAAUUAUACUAUUUGUUGGGAACAAUUGGAGAAAAGAUAUAAUAAUAAAAAAUAUCUUUCAAACUGUAUUCUGAAAAGGUUUAUGAAUCAAAAAAGCAUCAGUACUGAAUCAGCUAGUACAAUAAAGGAGUUGCUAGAUACUACUAAUGAAUGUCUUCAUGGGCUUAACAAUUUAGGAAUAGACAUCAGUACUUGGGACGUGCUUGUUAUCUAUAUUAUAAGUCAAAAACUAGAUGUGGAGUCUCGCAAGCAGUGGGAGUUCAAAGUCAGCGAGUUCUCAGAUGAGUUGCCUACCUUGAAGCAGUUCCAAGACUUUCUAGAAACUAGAUUUAGAGCGUUAGAGUUUAUUGAUCCAAAAUUGUAUAAGUCUAAUGUAGUGCAUAAAAGUAAUGUUAUUAAUAAUAGCCCUAAAGUAUAUUACACAACCAAUUUUAUAUGUCCUUACUGUUCUGAAAGUCAUCGUUUAGCAAAUUGUAAAAAGUUUUCUAAAGAGGAAAUUAACACUAGACGCGAAUUUGUCCAAUCCAGGGGUUUGUGCUUUAACUGUUUAUGUUCAGGGCACUCUGUAUUUGCUUGUCGUCAAAUCUCUCGUUGCCGUUUAUGCAGACGGAAGCAUCAUUCUCUACUCCAUUUAAAAAAUGUUACCAAUAUCAAUUCAACCGACACUACAGGUAUCGCAAAUCAAUCGGUUGAACAAGAUGUCGUUGCACAUGCAACAACAUCAUCGUCUGUAGAUCAAUCCACUAGUGUCACAGCCUGUGUUUCGACCUCAAACUGUCAAGUCUUACUUGCAACAGCAUUAGUUAGCGCACAAUCGAAAUCAGGUAAUGGUAUCACACUGAGAUGUUUAAUAGAUCCAGGUUCUCAAGCUAGUUUUAUUACUGAAUCUGCUGUGCAAUUGCUGACCUUAAAGAAGAUUCCAUACAAAAGCGUCAUUACAGGAUUAGGAAGUGAUCAGGGUCAUUCAUUGACCUCUAAGUCUAUGGUAUCGCUUUCAUUACAAUCACUUCAUGAUCCCAAUUUUACGUUUAAGGUUCAAGCUUUUGUUUUGAGUAAACUUACUUCAAUCCUCCCUGAGAGGAAAGUUAUUGUAGAACUGUGGUCAGAGUUUUCAAAUAUCAAUCUGGCAGAUCCAUUAUUUCACACACCAAACAAAAUCGAUAUUCUACUUGGAGCUGAUGUUUACAGUCAGAUCUUGUUAGAUGGUGUAAUCAAAGGUCCACCAGGUGUACCUAUAGCUCAGCAAACAACGCUUGGUUGGAUUAUUUCUGGCCCUGUUAAUUUAAAUAAAAAUAAUAUACAAAGGCCACUGAUUAGUAUGCAUAUUGCUCAUGUAAGUGAAGGUGACUUAUUAAAGAAAUUUUGGGAGUUGGAAGCUGAAAACAGUGUAGAUAUUAAAAAUAUUUAUCAGAGGAAGAAAAGAAAUGUGAGAAGAUAUUUACAAACACUAUGA